AGCCGCGGCUCAGAGGAAUACACCUUUCCUAGAAGUCGCACACCUAAGAAGAUUCCAUCCUCCGAUUGGAACUCUGACCUAUUUAACUCCAAAAACUAGUCAUGUCUGGGAGAGUUUUGCAUUAACUGCCCAGAGAAAACACGACCAUCUGUCUGCAAAACCCAAGCCUAGGAGAGGGGCUUGGAUGUAUAAGGCAAUUUUCAGACACUCCCUGCAGUGGAGAUAGCAGGGACCUGUCCUUCAGCCUCGGACUACUGGCGGGUUCUUUCCUGGUGUUAGCCAAGUGCUAGUGGAGACAGAGUUGAGGUGAGACUCCAAUCUGCAGUGACUCCAACCUUGCCGGGGUAGUCAUGUCGGAGCAGCAGCGGCAGGGCGCCGAGCGCGACCUCUACCGGGACACGUGGGUGCGUUACCUGGGCUACGCCAAUGAGCUGGGGGAGGCUUUUCGCUCCCUGGUUCCUGCAGCUGUGGUGUGGUUGAGCUAUGGUGUGUCCAGCUCCUAUGUCCUGGCCGAUGCCAUAGACAAAGGCAAGAAAGCAGGAGAGGUGCCAAGCCCUGAAGCAGGCCGCAGCACCAGAAUGGCCCUGGCUGUGGUCGACACCUUUGCGUGGCAGUCUCUGGCCUCUGUGGCUAUCCCAGGCUUCACCAUCAACCGCCUGUGUGCUGCCUCUCUCUAUGUCUUGGGUACUAUGACCCGCUGGCCCCUGACUGUCCGCAAAUGGACCACCACCACACUUGGGCUGCUGGCCAUCCCCGUCAUAAUCCACCCCAUCGACAGGUCAGUGGACUUCCUCCUGGACUCUAGCCUGCGCAAGCUGUACCCAUCGGUGGAGAAGCCCAGCACCCCCUGACCCUGUCCUGUGCCUUGCCUGGGGUUGGCCCACUCACAUCAAGGGACGCGGAUACGUGGUUGUUUGGGGUCCACGGAGCUGCCGUCUGGGUGGGUUCACGUUGAUGGGAGCUUAGAGACGAAGGCCCUGAGGAGUAGUGGCAGUGAGUUCCAGGGUGGGGGUGGGACCCAACCUUGUCUGCAUCCGUGGCCACGGUUGUGCUGAGUGGGAACAAACUCUGGCUGGGCCUGUCUUUUGAAGUCUUUUUUAAAAAAAAGUAUUUAUUUUAUGUGUAUAAGUGUUUUACUUGCAUGUCUGUAUGUAUGUGCAGCACCCUUAGAGGUUAAAAGAGGUGAUUAGACCCCUCUGGAACUGGAGUUAGGGAUGGUUGUGAGCCACCAUGUGGGUGCUGAGAACUGAAUCUGGUUCUUCUGCAAGAGCAGCCAGUGCUCUAACCACUAAAGUACCUCUUAGUCCCCAGGCCUAUCUUCUGACGGAAAAGUUAUAUUCUCCCAUGGAAGAGAAGAAUAUUAAGGCCCAGAGAGGGCAGGGAAUACUCCUGAGAUCAUGUGACAAGAGAGAACCAGUCUUCUGGCUAUUCUAAGUCACUUUGUGGUAGUGUGGCUGAGUGACUUAGGGAGAGACACAGAGGUACAGCAUUUGGGACACUCAGGGCAGAGUCUCUGGCCAGCCCAUCCCUGCUGCAGGAGCUGCUGGGCCUGGUUGAGAGGCAGGACAAUCACAACCCAAGUGCUAGCCUAAUAAAACUUUCAAAAAUGGCA
Mus pahari (shrew mouse) is the source of this 1612-nucleotide messenger RNA. It is a transcript of the gene Mtfp1, whose product is annotated as mitochondrial fission process 1. The record is from RefSeq and is a predicted model, not a curated record. Gene Ontology annotation, biological process: mitochondrial fission. The transcript is spliced from 4 exons. Gene Ontology annotation, cellular component: mitochondrion. Bases 351 to 851 code for a protein of 166 amino acids. NCBI's taxonomy places the organism in Eukaryota, Metazoa, Chordata, Mammalia, Rodentia, Muridae.